Xiphophorus hellerii (green swordtail) is the source of this 4560-nucleotide messenger RNA. RefSeq names its product RMI1, RecQ mediated genome instability 1, homolog (S. cerevisiae) (gene rmi1). The coding region runs from base 454 to 2496 and encodes 680 amino acids. The record is from RefSeq and is a predicted model, not a curated record. Gene Ontology annotation, biological process: resolution of meiotic recombination intermediates; double-strand break repair via homologous recombination. The transcript is spliced from 9 exons. Gene Ontology annotation, molecular function: nucleotide binding. Gene Ontology annotation, cellular component: nuclear body; RecQ family helicase-topoisomerase III complex. Lineage: Eukaryota; Metazoa; Chordata; Actinopteri; Cyprinodontiformes; Poeciliidae.
UUAUGGGACAAAGUUCUGUUGUUUGGUCGGAGGGCGCAUACACAGACCAAAGGAUAAAUUCAUCAAAUUGUUACUCAAUUAUAUCGUAUCGUACGCUACAUGCUACAAGAUAUAUAUGUACACACGCGCUGAUCGAUUAACAGACCUCAGUUUUUAGUUUUAAAAUACAAAAGAAUAUAUAUUACGUAUUAUUCUUGACAAAAUUGGAAGUGAAUUAGUUCAAAUUAAACUGAAGGCACGUCGUGGAAGCUGGUUUACGAUUCACUUCCUCCUGGUCGGCAAAUAUGCAAAACGUCCCUCCACUGAUUUUAGGCGUGUGGAAUACAUCAGAUCUAGUCGGUGUAAAAAUUAUAAUAACUUUGAGUUAAUAGAAUACUAAAAUAACAGUUUGAUAAUAGUGAGAAUACUUGCAGAAAAUACCAGCGAUAUAAACUGCAGAGAACAUAGAGGAAGAUGGCCCCGGAGACACCCUCAGUAGUACGGGCUACUCAAGCCUGGCUGCAGUCCGCUCGCCAUGUCCAGGUUCCCUUUGCCUGGCUUGAAGCCUGCGUUGAGUGGAUUCAAGGAGAGGCUGGAGGAGCAGAUCAUCUGUCUCAGCAGCAAAUCAAUCAGCAGGUCCUGGACCAGUGGCUCCUGACAGAUCUGAGAGACCUGGAUCACCCGGUUCUCCCUGAAGGACUCGCUCAGGCCCAGAAGACAGAACUCAAUGGCACCUUUUGUGUUCAGGUUGACUCAUUGCUGGAUGUCAGUCAGCCUGCAUAUGGUCAGCUGCAGAAGUGGAGGGGUACAGACUGCACCAAUGACGAGGUCUCCGCUGUCACACAGACCACUCAGAGGCCCUGGGAGGCCAAAGCGACCCGUAUACUGCUACUCCAGAUUACAGAUGGAGUCCAGAGCUUGGAGGCCAUGGAGUAUCAGUCCAUCCCUUUGCUCAGUUCAACACUCAGGCCUGGAGCAAAGCUACAGUUGCAAGGCAAGAUGGUUUGCAGACUUGGUGUUGUGCUUUUGGGGCCGUCCAAUGUAAAGAUCCUGGGUGGUGAGGUAGAGGACUUGGUGGAGAGGAAUACUCAGGGCCAGGUGUUGUGCCGGACGCUGGGCCUCCCAGAGACAGAGCAGCACCAAGACGAAGAGGCUUUGAUACAACCACGACAAGACAACCAGGCAGCGGAGGACCUGGAGGUGGAUGAUGCGGAGCUGUUGGCCAGUCUGGAGGAACACAGUGAGGCUGAAGUCAUUCAGGUUCAGCCAUCUAGAGAUAGUGGUUAUGGGACCGUGCAGGAGACCUUGGCUCUGUCCUCCGUCCUUGGAGACCAUGUCUCAUUCAGGACUCAAACUUCCACCCCUUUUCACGGUACUAAUUCAACACAAACUAACAGGAGUGGGUCAGUUCGAAGAAACGAGAAUGAUGAGGACCUCGUUGAGUUGUUCCACUCUGAUGUGAUGAAUCAAAAUAGCCAAGAAGACAACAUGGCAGACGAUGAAUUUCCUGAUGAAGACUUUCCCCUGGACGAGUUAGACAGCGUUAUAUUACAGGAAAGUGGAAAUGUUGACAACGAUCAUAGAAGCACACAUCAGAAUAACAGAAUAUUAGAAAAUCAAAGCAGUGUGGAAAGAGCAACAAAAGCCCAACCUGUUCGGUUUGAGGCACAAACUUCACAUGGAUCUGGGACAUUUGAGGGAUCUGUUCCCUUCAGAUCCCUGAAAAGAGAUCAUCAAGGAUUCAGCAGGGAGGCUUCAACAACAUCCAAAGCCUUCUUUUCUCCCUCAGUCUUAGAGCCAUCGAAAGAGUUAGGGUUGGGUGUUAAUGAUGAUAAUUUUAUGGAUGAAGACAUGGACUGUCUUUUCCAAGAGGUUGAGCCCAAUACAGUGCAAAGAGAGAGGUCUGGGGGACUGGCUCAAAUCUCUGCUAAAGAACAAUUUGGAAGAGAUAGAGAAAGCAACACCAGCUCUAGCCUUUCCUGGAUGUCCCCAAAAACUGUGACUGGAACAUCUCAAGAGAAAAUUCACAGUUUAAAUGCUGCAGAAGGUGACCCCAGCUUUCCUGCACUCACUCUGACCUCUGUACCUUUUACCUAUUUAUGCUUACUUGACAAGCUUAUGUCUAAACCAUGUUCACAACCCACUGAGAUCUGCGUCAAAGCCUUCAUUGUGACUCUGCUGGGAAAGCUGAUCAGCAGUAAUGGAGUCUGGAGUGUUUCUGCUUCUAUAUCUGAUGGAACUGGUUACCUGGAUGUGGAGUUAUCCAAUGAGGUUUUGACAGGCUUACUGGGGUUCUCCGUAGCAGAGAAGACAGCUCUAAAGCGUGACCCGUUGCGCAGGGGGGAGCUAGACUCCGGCAUGCGGAGAUGCCAGGAAGAGCUGGUGGACAUGUGCUGCAUCAUGACGAUCGUUGUGAAGCCAGGCAACGGGAGAGCUGUGGUGGCCAAGGCUCAACCAGUCAGCGAGAGAGUACUGCGGGAGCUGGAGCAGAGGGUGAGGGAAAGUAAACGCAGCUGAGUGGAAGUGGGUGAAAAUGAGAAAAUUACCUCCAAUGGAAACGUUAAAUUGCCCUUCGGCAGAGAUGAAAAAUUGCCAAUAAAGCUAUGAUCAAAAUUGAUGAUCAACCUGCCCCUCUGCUACAUUUUUGACAGCAGAAGGUGUGAACUGGGAGUCUUAUGAUCUGAUGAUCUUGUGUUGCAUUGCAUCCCAUCUGCUAUAUGCGAAUGCAGCAUUCUGCUGUUUGGCAUUAGAGGGUUUAAUCCUUCUAUUUAUUGUGCUAUUACAUAUCUACUGUGUUGCGUUUAGUUUACAGAAGAAAGAGGGUAUCUAAAUACUCACAUGUACCUAUUAACUGAAUGUUGGUUUAAACAACCCAGUUUUAAGCAUGACACAUUCUGUGUAACAUUGAAAACUACAUGGAGAGAAGAGUGGAGAUGAGAGUAGGGGUUCGGGGGUGUUCAUGUUCUGAUUACAGUAAUGAAUUGCCAGUCUAUGCAUUCAUGCAGCACAACCAUUACUUUUCACUGAAAAGUGAUUGAAUAGGCAAGGGCAGCAUGGGUCUUUAAUAAACUUCCUCAGAGGAGAAUGAAAGGAAAGCGGGGGAUAAAGGAGAGGCGAUGAGCUUUGAUUAUUUCUCUCCUCUCCAGAGCCACGUCCAUGGUUUUGGUUUUAAAUGUAAUGAUUUGUUUGUUUUUUUGCUCUAAGUACUGGAAAUAAAAAGAUAGCAAAAGGUUUAUCAUAUCAGACUUUGCUUCAUGGUUUUUCCACUUGUAGUAUCUGUGAGCAUGGGGAACAUGUCUAUUUAAGCUUUCUUUUAGUAACCAAGUUACUAUUGCGCUGACUUGUUACAAAACCAGCUUUUUCUCUCCUACUUCACAUGGUUUGUAACAGUUCUGUUAUAGUGGAAACACCUUGUUGCUAAUAUUGAAGGGUCUAACUUUACCCAUCCCAUAAUUUGCGCAAGGUUUGUAACAGGGUGUUUUCUACAGUAGUGCAGCCUGCUACCCACAGUGAACAUUUAUUCGUACUUAUUAUCCAUCACUUUUUUCACAGGAUAUUAGUUUUUAAAUUAUUCUUCUUAAAAGCCAAAGGUAUUUCCUUUUUCUUCUAGGCAUUCAUAAUGGGGUGAUUGUUCCAAACCCUUCCACAAAGCAGUCCUCUCAAUCUCUGUACCCAUCUAAUGUAUUUAAACACUGUUUACACAGUAAGGCAUAAUUGUGAUGUUUAUAAGGAAUUUUUAUUGAAACUGCUCUAUGCAUACAUAUUCAGCCCCAAAGUCAAUACUUUGUAGACAAAAUUAUAGCUGCAGAUCUUUUGAGGUAUCAUGCCUCAAAAGAUGACACAUCAUCUUUUGAGGCAUGAUAGAGAUAGAGAUAUAGGCAGAUUAGAUAGAUUUGCUUUUCUAUAGGCUAAACUUCUUUGCCUCUCAAGCUCAACCAGAUCGGAGACUAUUUAAAUUCUGCCAAAGCUAUCAAUUGGAUUUAGGUCUGGGCUUUGGUUGAACUAUUCUAAAAGGUUAAUAUACUAUAAAAUAAAUAAAUUCAUUGUAACUCUUGCUGUAUGUUUAGGGUCAUCCGUGCUUCACUGCCUAGUGUUUCUAUGGUGACAUGCAGUGUUAUUUUUUCACUAUACACAGCAUUUAGCAAUUAAGCGAGAAAGUUAUCUUUUGGUGUAACCAGAGCACGUUCUUCCAAAUGUUUUCACUUUCUCAUAGAGGCCACAUUUGAAGAGUGUACAACUGUUUUCAGAAUCCUCAACUUGACGUGGAUCUCAAGAGAUAAGCAGAGUUACCAUUGGUCUCUUGGCUACUUCCUUAAUUAACAUUCCCCUUUCCUGGCUGAUUUGAUAAGGAAGACGGCAAGGCCUUUGUAGGUUUUGCAUUUGUCUUAUUCUUCAUUUUCAGGUGAUGGAUAUAAGAGUAUUCCUUGAGAUGCUCGAGAUUUACAAUGUUAUAAACUGACCCUCCUUUAAACUUCUCCACAACUCUGUCUGCUGUGUUCCUUAGUCUUGCUGAUGUUAUAUCCUUCUCUCCACACCUGUGUGUUAAACAACUGGUUUGUCAGUAAAGUAAAAUAAUCCAUC